UUUUCUUCAUUCUGUGUGCGUCCCAAGUAUGAAAGAGAGCAUUCCAGGUUCUCCAAUGGUGUCAAGGCAUUCAUCCCCCUCUCUCUCCUCUUUCUUUUUCCAAAUCCAAACCUCCCUCUAGCCUUAAACCCCUUGAAUGGAAUCCAUUAUAAUCAGCUUCUCAGCCAUUCUCUCUUGGAUUCCACCACACGAUGAGCCCAACUCCCCAAAUCAACCAAAACCCAUUUCAGAUCCCCUCUUUGAUUUCUAUAAUUUCUCAUAGAUUUGGUGUUUAAUUUGCCAAAUCCCAACUACCCAACUCAAAAUCCCUUAUUUAAUCGCACUCCCAAGUUACUAUUUUGCAUCAAUGGAGGAAAGGACGGUGCUUUUCGGGAAGUACGAGGUGGGGAAGCUGCUGGGCAAGGGGACCUUCGCGAAGGUCUACCAUGGCAGACAAAUCGCGACGAACGAGAGCGUGGCGAUUAAGGUGAUCAGCAAGGACCAGGUGAAGAAGGAAGGGAUGAUGGAGCAGAUCAAGCGGGAAAUCGAAGUGAUGCGUUUAGUCCGCCACCCGAACAUUGUGGAGCUGAAAGAAGUCAUGGCGACCAAGACCAAGAUCUUCGUCGUCAUGGAGUACGUCAAGGGUGGCGAGCUCUUCACCAAGGUGGCGAAGGGGAAGCUGAAGGAGGAUCAGGCACGGAAGUACUUCCAGCAGCUAAUCUCCGCCAUCGAUUUCUGCCACAGCAGGGGCGUUUCCCACCGCGAUUUGAAGCCGGAGAAUCUGUUGAUCGACGAAAACGAGGAUUUGAAGAUUUCAGACUUCGGACUCUCCUCCCUGCCGGAGCAGCUCCGGAACGACGGGCUACUGCACACCCAGUGUGGGACCCCUGCUUACGUGGCGCCGGAGGUGCUGAGGAAAAAGGGGUACGACGGAUCUAAGGCGGAUCUCUGGUCGUGCGGAGUUGUGCUGUUCGUUUUGCUCGCUGGAUUUCUGCCGUUUCAGGACGAGAAUCUGAUGAGGAUGUACAGGAAGAUUUUCAAGGCGGAGUUCGAAUGUCCGCCGUGGUUUUCGACGGAGGCGAAGCGGUUGAUCUCGAAGCUGUUGGUUUCCGACCCGGAGAAGCGAAUCACCAUUCCGGCGAUCAUGCGCGUGCCGUGGUUUCGCAAGGGGAUGAAGAAACCGGAGGAGUUUUUGGGACACCCGGAAGGUGUUUGCGAAAAGUCCGAAGAGACCGAUGCUCAAAGCGACGUACAAAACGAAAGCAAUAAGUCGUCCUCGCCGAAGUUCUUCAAUGCGUUUGAGUUUAUUUCGUCGAUGUCGUCCGGGUUCGACUUGUCGAAUUUGUUCGAGACGAAGCGGAAGGCGGGGUCGAUGUUCACGUCCAAGUGCUCGGCCGCGGCAAUCAUGACGAAGAUUGAGGUGGCGGCGAAGGGGCUGAGCUUUAAAGUGAGGAAAGUGAAGGACUUCAAAGUAAGGAUGCAAGGGCCAAAUGAAGGGCGAAAAGGGCGGCUUUCGGUAACCGCGGAGGUGUUCACGGUGGCACCGGAGGUGGCGGUGGUGGAGUUUAUAAAGUCGUCCGGGGAUACCUUGGAGUAUGCCAAGUUUUGUGAGGAAGAUGUUAGGCCAGCAUUGAAAGACAUUGUAUGGACAUGGCAAGGUGACGGUGACGGGAAAGUCGACUGCGAUCAACUUCAACAGUGAUGAAACAAAGAUUAAUGAUGUUAAAAGUGAAUUAAUAGUAACAAUCUUGGAAAUUCUGACCCUAAUUUUGGGGUUUUUGGUUUUCACUUUUGUAGUUGGUUUUUUGUUUUUUUGUUUCUUUUGUUUUGGAUUGCUUUUGGUUUUUAGUAAAGAAUAGGAGGAUUAAUUUGUGAUUAGAAUGCUAAUUAGUAUUAUGGGUUUGAAACUUUGAAAACACAGAUAGGAAUAGGAUGAGCAAGUUUAUACAAGCAAGCAAUGAACCAGCUGGUUUUGUUGGCUGUUUUUCCUUUGACGCA
Messenger RNA from Pyrus x bretschneideri (Chinese white pear), 1977 nucleotides. RefSeq names its product CBL-interacting serine/threonine-protein kinase 5. Lineage: Eukaryota; Viridiplantae; Streptophyta; Magnoliopsida; Rosales; Rosaceae. The transcript has a single exon. Gene Ontology annotation, molecular function: ATP binding; protein kinase activity. Bases 347 to 1681 code for a protein of 444 amino acids. Gene Ontology annotation, biological process: signal transduction; protein phosphorylation. The record is from RefSeq and is a predicted model, not a curated record.